AUGUUCAACCCGUGCGUCGGCGGGCUUAUCGGACAGUUGCAAUUCAUAGUACAUGCAUUCAAAGAUCUAACUAUUCUAUUCAGCCGCAAGUUGUUCAGGAAAAGGAUUUUCAUUGUAAACAAGUAUAAGUGGUAUCAUCGGCACGGAUAUUGGGCCACAAGGAAGAAGAAGAUCGACUUUGACAAGUGGAGGCCAUAUCGCUACAAUGAAGUCAAGGGCAGUGGAAAGAAACCUAGGAUGUUUUGGCAGGAAGAAUCAUACUAUAAGCCUCUAAGGAAUGCUUUGAGAUUUUGGUAG
This is a messenger RNA of Babesia microti strain RI, 297 nucleotides long. Its product is annotated as conserved Plasmodium protein, unknown function. NCBI's taxonomy places the organism in Eukaryota, Apicomplexa, Aconoidasida, Piroplasmida, Babesiidae. The record is from RefSeq and is a predicted model, not a curated record. Bases 1 to 297 code for a protein of 98 amino acids. The transcript is spliced from 2 exons.